This is a messenger RNA of Amborella trichopoda, 1762 nucleotides long. Its product is annotated as cytochrome P450 71A1. The record is from RefSeq and is a predicted model, not a curated record. Lineage: Eukaryota; Viridiplantae; Streptophyta; Magnoliopsida; Amborellales; Amborellaceae. Gene Ontology annotation, molecular function: heme binding; oxidoreductase activity, acting on paired donors, with incorporation or reduction of molecular oxygen; iron ion binding.
GUUCCCCGAUUAUAUAUGGCUGCAUACUCCAAUAUCAAUAUCAAUUUGAGCAAUGCAAAGCAUAGCUGGCCUUUGGCCAUGGAUCCAAGCAUGCUUGGCCAUUCUUACAUUGAUCACAAUCCUGAUGCUCUUAUUGAGGAGCAACAAAAAGAGUGUGAAGCUAAACUUGCCUCCAGGCCCCAGAAGGCUUCCAAUAAUCGGGAACUUACAUCAGUUAGGCGUUUCUCCGCAUCUCUCCUUAGCUCGUCUAUCACAAAAACAUGGCCCACUCAGGUUGUUACAGUUGGGCCAUGUCCCCAACCUGGUGGUUUCCUCUGCUGAAAUGGCUAAGGAGGUGAUGAAAACCCAAGACUUGGCCUUUGCUAGUAGGCCUAUGCUUGUUGCUCUGAAACAACUCGCCUAUAAUUGCAGUGAUUUGGCCUUCGCACCCUAUGGCGAAUACUGGAAACAAGCACGGAAGAUAUGUGUACUCCAAUUGCUCAGCUUAAAGAAAGUGCAGGCAUUCCAUUCGAUAAGAGAAGAGGAGGUGGCUUGUAUGGUUAGAACCAUCUCCAGCUCUUGUGGUGAUGGUGGUGGCGGCGCAUUGAAUCUCACUAAGAUGCUUCAUACUUAUACAAACAACAUUGUAAGCAGGGUUGCACUGGGCAAGAAGUACUACUCUAAUGGAGAGCACGGUAAGUACAAUUUUAAGGAUAUAUUGGACGAUAUGGCCAUAUUAGGAAGCUUCUGUGUGGGAGACUUCUUUCCCCGAAUGGAGUGGGUGGACAUUCUCACAGGGUUUCAAACCAGGCUCAAGAACAGCUCUCGCGACUUGGAUGAUUUCUCGCCGAAUGAUCUGAGAGCACCAAUGCAAGAGGCACCCGAUUCUACGACCGAGCAAAAAGACCUUGUCGACAUUUUGUUGCAGCUCCAGAAGGAUCAUAGCCUUGAUAUUCCUCUCACAACUGAUAACAUUAAAGCCAUUAUCAGGGAAAUGUUUGCAGCAGGAACAGAAACGACGACAGCAACUCUAGAGUGGUUGAUGUCUGAGCUCGUUAGGAACCCAAUAUCCAUGCGAAAAGCUAAAGAGGUACUACGACAAGUAGUUGGCGGGAAAGGCAAGGCAAUUGUUGAGGAAGGCGAUCUUCAACAGUUAGAAUACCUUCACUCUUCAAUCAAAGAGACCCUGAGGUUGUAUCCUCCGAUUCCCCUUCUAUUACCAAGCAAACUAAGGGAAAAUACUAUGGUAAACGGAUCUGAAAUAGCCGCAAAAUGCCGGCAUCCUGAUUCAUGGGAGAGAGCAAAUGAGUUCUUGCCUGAGAGGUUUAUAAAGAACUCCAUUGAUUUUAUGGGAAAAGACUUUGAGUUCAUACCAUUUGGAGCAGGGAGAAGGGGGUGUCCAGGAAUAAGUUUUGGCAUAAAAUCAGUUGAAGUUGCAGCGGCCAACCUCCUUCAUUGCUUUGAUUGGGAACUUCCCUUUGGAAGCCAAGGACUAGACAUGGCUGAAUCCUCAGGGAUUACCAUGCAUAGAAAAUCUCCUCUAUUGCUUGUUGCUACACCUCGAUGUGCUUGAAAAUAAGAGAAAAGCAUGUUAUGGGCUAUUAAUUUUAACGUAAAAUAUAAAUAUUGAUGACAUCUGGUGUCAUGUAGUUUUAACCUGUUAAAAAGAAUCCUCUGUUUUGUAAAAUAAAGAAAAACUAGAUUGGGUUAAUAAUUAAGGUAAGAGAUUAUGUCAUCCUUUGAGAUAUAAUUGCUCCAUUUGGUCCCAACUAGUUAAAGAGAA